Molecule: messenger RNA, 402 nt
Organism: Blastocystis hominis
Lineage: Eukaryota; Bigyra; Opalinata; Blastocystidae
Exons: 2
Coding region: 1-402 (133 amino acids)
Source: RefSeq, a predicted model, not a curated record
AUGUGGAGCUUCGCACUGACCUGGCUGCGUCUUCUGGGCAUUCAGCUUGCUGAUCCCGUAACAAGCUUUUCUCAGUCGAUCCAAGAGCUCCAGAUGUGCCAAACGAUCUUCUCCUUUCUGGGCGAAAAUCCAACCGAAACAGCAUGGCCCGACCUCCGUUCCAUUCCUCUGAUUCCCGCGGUUACCAUCGAAGCCACGGCUCCGCUUUCGACGCGGCUUCGUCGAUUGAUUCCGUCUUCGCUCUGUAGUGAUUCGGGGAUUCGCUUGCUGUGCCGACUGCUGCGAUUGGUUCCUAGCGAUCGAGCGACGGUUGAGGAAGUGUUGCAAGACGUGUACUUCGAGGACUGUGUGUAUGAGCGCGUUCAGAAGGGCGAGUUGGGUGGGAGCGGCGCGGAGAUGUGA